Drosophila navojoa is the source of this 999-nucleotide messenger RNA. It is a transcript of the gene Ubc6, whose product is annotated as ubiquitin conjugating enzyme 6. The record is from RefSeq and is a predicted model, not a curated record. NCBI's taxonomy places the organism in Eukaryota, Metazoa, Arthropoda, Insecta, Diptera, Drosophilidae.
CAUUUUCUUACGCUGCUCAGUGCCCUCAAUUAAAAAUAAAAUUACAAAAUUUCACUGUUUCUGUUUAUAAAAAAUCGCAUUGCUUAAACGUUCUAGUUAACAUUUAACACAAGUGGUAGUAACGUUGUAGAACAUGUCAACACCCGCACGCAGACGUCUUAUGAGAGAUUUUAAAAGACUUCAGGAGGACCCACCAACGGGUGUUUCGGGUGCGCCAACAGAUAAUAAUAUUAUGAUAUGGAAUGCUGUGAUUUUUGGUCCACACGAUACACCGUUCGAAGAUGGUACCUUUAAGUUAACCAUAGAAUUUACGGAAGAAUAUCCAAAUAAACCGCCAACAGUUCGAUUCGUAUCGAAAGUAUUUCAUCCAAAUGUUUAUGCAGAUGGUGGCAUAUGUUUGGAUAUAUUGCAGAACCGCUGGAGUCCCACAUAUGAUGUGUCAGCUAUUUUAACAUCCAUACAGUCACUGCUGAGCGAUCCCAAUCCCAAUUCACCGGCCAAUUCCACCGCCGCCCAGCUGUAUAAAGAGAAUCGUCGCGAGUAUGAGAAGCGUGUGAAAGCCUGUGUGGAGCAAAGUUUUAUCGAUUAGCCAUGCGCCCACUUUACAGCCUACAACAAAAGCAACAACAUCAUCAGCAGCAGAGCCAGGAGCAACAGCGACUUGCAGAAAGCAACUUCAACAACAACAUGCAAUAAUAUAAACAAGUUUACAUUAAAUAUCAGAUAUAUUUAUAAUAGUUAUAAUGCUAUGAAAUUGUAACAGCGCCUAAAGCAAACACACACACUUCCAUACACACAGGCUCUCUAUACAGACAGCCACGCAUACCCGCGCACACAUCAUACGUACACACAUACAUAAAACACAAUAUAUAUAUAUAUAUAUAUAUGUAUAUGUAUAUAUAUCCGAAGAACAGGGCAGUUUAUAUUUUCGGCAAAUUAUUUUAAUCGAAGACACACGACAAAAGCAUCAACAUAAACAACAACCCACUGAAGCAGCAA